Messenger RNA from Anarrhichthys ocellatus (wolf-eel), 5977 nucleotides. Its product is annotated as zinc transporter 6. The transcript has 5 exons. Bases 2308 to 3237 code for a protein of 309 amino acids. Gene Ontology annotation, biological process: zinc ion transport. The record is from RefSeq and is a predicted model, not a curated record. Gene Ontology annotation, cellular component: Golgi apparatus. NCBI's taxonomy places the organism in Eukaryota, Metazoa, Chordata, Actinopteri, Perciformes, Anarhichadidae.
UGAAUACUUUCUGUACCCACUGUAUGUCAGAAGCCAGUUAUUAAAAAAUACAAAUGCAUGAAUGUUCCAAACAUGGAACUGUAUGUUCUGCAAGAAUCUAAAUUCCUGCAGGGAAAGACUAAAGCAUCUUAAAUCUGUGGAGGCCAGCCCAGUGGCUCAAGUGUUGUGAGUCAUUGCUCAGUUUGAGGACUCCAGACAGACGCUCUGUGCUACUGACUGACUCUGUGGGUUUGAUAUGAACACAGAGCGUCCAGCGGUGAAUCACAAUCUGUGCUCGUAUAUAUUUCUGCUGUCGUACAGUCUCGGCAGUCCUUCCAUUAUUCACCGUCUGUCUCUGAGGACGUCAUCCCAACCGUCUGUCUCUGCUGUCCGUCUUACCGAGACUCAGAUUCCCUAAUUAAAAGUGAGCUGGACGAUCUUACAGUUACGUGAAAAACGUUCCUCUCACACACACACACACACACAGAUAUUCACUUUCCUUCUUCCUCCUCUCCAGUUCUUCAGUUUUUUGGAAGUCCUGCCCCCGGCGAGCACGUGACUCUCUGAAUGACGUGUUUGACAUUAAUUACGUGUUGACAUCCAUGUCAGCGUUUUGCUUUUUAAACGUUAUCUAAUGACAAACACCUUGCGGCGCCCAGCCGCCGCGCUCCUCUCCAUGUUUGUGACAGCGCUCGGCGCCAUCGGGCCGCGGCGGCUUCAGAGCGCUGCCCUUUGACGUAUUGGAAAUUCAAUCUGACACGCGGCACCGGGCCGAUUCGCCCGGAGUCGCGUUCAUUGACCCGUUAAUCGGUUCCAGGAACGCCGGGCCGGGGUGUGUUACACAGAGAGCGUUCGGGGUCGGCUCAGUUUAGAGUUUUUGGGGGAAUCGGCUGAAGGUUUGAGGCCAAACCUCGGACUCAUUACUCAUGUCAGAAAGGGCAAUUUGAGCAAGUAGGAAUAUCUUCGUUGUUCUUUUACAACAUAAGUAAUUGUCAGGCUUUGCUUCUCAAAUAUAAAGUAAGAGAAUGUGUUGGCUGUUUCCCCGGUGGAAGUCUAUCAUGGCUUUGCAGACGGGAUGAAGAAUGGGGAUGUCAUCUUUCUCUUUCAGAGAAAUGUCCACCAAAAUAUUAGCAAGCAAGUGGAUGUUUACCACAUCUGUCUGACAAACUCCAUACCUCGGGUUUAUAAUCCAGACUUGAAGUUAUAAAUUUGUAUUUUUCAAGCCGAUGCUUCUCUAGAAUUGCAGAAGUCUGAAUACAUUCGUAUUCGUCUGAUUUCUUUGUUCAACACAACUACAUUAAUCUAGAUAAAGAGAAUAUUUUACUGUUUCAUAGAAGUUAAAGAACUUCUCUUCCAGGACUUUAUUUCAGCUCGUUAAACGAUGUUUUACAGCCUCGUUGAUGAAAGAGGAGUUAUUGAUGCGUGUCCUUAUUGACCUCGUCCAGUUAAACUAACAGCAGUCAAGCCCCACUGAUUAAAUCUGCAUCUCAUCCAGACCAUGCAGCUGUCGUCUCGCUGUGUCACCGGAUGCUACGUCACGUCUUCAUGUGCUGCAUCGCAUCAGACCGCAUGAAACCACAUGAGAUACGUCACUUUCUGCAGAUGUGCCUUUGAUCAAGACUCUUCAUAUUUAGCAGCUCUGCAGGUGCUACUCGACAAUCAUACAAAUUGUGUCGACGUCCGGUGUCAAAUACACCCCGUCAGGAUAAAGUGUUUUUAUAAAGACUUCUCCGUCUGCACUGUGCAGCUUCCUUCACUCUGAGUGUUUGUAGACGAGGUUUGUUCUCAGCUAUCUUAGACAAACAUGACAUGAAACAAAACAACGAUGAUCCCAUCAACUCCAGUUCAAGUCCCCCAAAGUCCAUUAUGACAGUGUGAUCGGGUUAAAGGUCUAAUUCGUGAGACCAACAUACACACGCGGUGGCUACAGCUUAGAGAGGAGGACGAAACGUACUCGGUCCUCUUUAGAAAGGAGGGAGGAGACGGAGGAGAAGCUGGUGUUUAGUUCAAAUAUGAAUCGACCUCCGUUAUUAUUUAUGUUUGCCGUAUGUAGGUUAGUACAGAAACUGUCCAAGCAUUUACAUUAAAAACAAAUGUGUGAAAUAAUAGACUUCAGUGGAGAACUUCUAACACUUUAACGUUAUAUCCUUCAUGAAGGGAGGACUCCGUGCAUGACUGUUGUAUUAGACGGCAUUCAUUUUAGGUGAUUAAGUGGGAAAAUCUGGAGGUGAUCAUGUGCACUAAUCCUGUUCCUGUUUGUUUUGGUUUGUUUGUGUGUACAGUUUGUGUGGCAUCAUUCCAGGUCUGAGCAGAGUGCUGCUGCCUCGGAUGAACCCGUUUGUCCUGAUCAACAUGGCGGGAGCUCUGUCGAUCUGCAUCACCUACAUGCUCAUAGAAAUCAAUAACUAUAAUGCGGUGGACACGGCGUCGGCGGUCGCCAUCGCGCUCAUGACGUUCGGCACCAUGUAUCCCAUGAGCGUCUACAGCGGCAAAGUGCUGCUGCAGACGACGCCGUCGCACAUCACCGGCCAGCUGGACAAACUGCUCAGAGAGGUGUCGACUCUGGAAGGAGUGCUGGAGGUUCGAAACGAGCACUUCUGGACUGUCGGCUUCGGAUCUCUGGCCGGCUCUGCACACGUUCGUAUCCGCCGUGACGCCAACGAGCAGCUGGUUCUGGCUCACGUCACCAACCGGCUGCUGCCGCUCGUCUCCACGCUGACCGUCCAGAUCUUUAAAGACGACUGGACCAGACCGCUCCUCACCGGGACCCUCUCCUCCGCCUCCUCUGCUCCCCCUCUGGGUCCUGAAGGCUACGCCACCGUCUCCUCCUCCAUGCCUCCUCCGCUCUUGACCUCAGGAGGGGAGAUGGACCCACUGACUUCCACGCCCUCCAAACCCAGCAGCCCUCCACCAGAGUUCGCCUUCGACACACCGGGGAGGAAUGUGCAGCCGGUGGUCCUCCCCAACCCGGGACACCACGCCCACCGGCCCUACGGAGGCCUGGGACUCCCCUACGGAGCGUCUGCCUACACGGGGAUGCUGAGUCAGGGUCUGGUGCGGCCCGGUGGCGGGUUGGGACUCGGAGCGCAGGGUCUCGGUGCGCAGGGACUCGGAGCGCAGGGACUCGGAGCAGGGUUCGGACUGGGUGCGAGCGGGGUGCCUUACAGAACUGCCUUCGGAGGGUCGGCGGCGCCGCUCCGGUUUGGAACCAGCAACCCUCUGGCUUCACAGUCGCAGUACAGACAACACCGACCGUGAUUGUGCAGCGCUAGAACUCCCCUCCAGACGCUUUCACUCACGAUGAAGGUGAAGUUUGUCCACAGCUCAGUUCAGAUAUUUAAAUCUGAUGAGAUUUAUAUUCCUGUCCAGGCUGGAUGGCCGACGCUACAGCAUUUACUUCCCAGUGUGACACCAAGAUGGUAACUUUAGAUUUAAGUCUUGUAGUGUGAGCCGCCCCUGACUUUAGAAGAGAGGUGGCGAGGAUGUUGUGGUAUUUAUUUUGGGGACCAAACGGAUGACUGUGGUUGGAUUUGUUAUGUUUGAGUCUGUUUUUUUUAUUCGGAAACAUCCUCAAUGGGAGGCUGACGGUUAUUUUCUUAACGCUGUUCGGAAACGUUUUGUGGCAACAUCUUCAAACAUCAUUUCUGGAGAAAGGUAAUAAAAAGUGUUGAAUUAAAACAAAAAUCCAGUUUUACAUUUUUACAUUUCAGCCAUUUAAAGGACACUAGAAUCCAAAUCAUUGACAGUAAAAACCUCCCAGACAGGAGAUCAAAGGUCAGAGGUGACAGCACUCUUACCUCCUAUCUCCUAGUCUUUUACUAAUGAUGAUGUUAAAGAGGAGAAAAGAAUUGAGGGAGAUUUAGAAAACGGGAAGGUGAUCAAGAAGACUUUCAUUCAUGGUGUAAAACUUCCAGUUCAUCUUCUAAAGCUUUGAGGUGUGUUGAAGUGUAAGUGUUGCCUUAAAGUGUCUCGAGUAUUUGACGGCCACUCGACCAGCAUUUAAACAUGAAUAUUGUGUUAAAAACAAAAACAUGUUCAUGUGCUGAUUUGCUCCUCAUCUACGUUUUAUGUUUGGUAUAAAACUACAUUUAUUUUCUUCUGCUCUUAACUUCUAAUUUCACCUUUUUGUCUACAGAGCUGCUGCUGAAGACUCACGCAGAGUGAAACACGAACACAGUUAACAUCAUCGUGAUCGUUGCACGUUUAGGGUUUGAAGUAAACAAUUCAUUUUUUAUUAAAAUAUUAGCUUUGUUUGUUCUGUUAUGUUUGAAAACGCACAUCACAACUUCCUAAAUUGUACGACCAACAUUCCUCAACACGAUCUUUCUUCUUUUUUUUUUUUUAAUCCAAUUUUUUUGCAUUAAAAAUGAUUCAUGUGACUCAAAACUGUUGCAGGUUCGUCUUCUGUUCAGCGACUGACUGAGCUGUUCCUCAGUGUGUGUCUGCAGACUGAAUGUUACCGAGUGUUCCUGCAUGUGGUUAGCAGCAGCUCUGCAGACAACGUUCUCCUCAGACUCUCUUGUUUUGUGUUAUUCCUCCAGACACAUUCACAUCUUUGUAUCUCCUCAAGUGGAAUUUGGAGGAAUGUGAAGAAAAGUUGGAUUACUGUGAAUCUGUUUUAUUUCGUCAUUAAACACGGAGCCUUUUCAGGGGGAGGAGCAUUUCAUGUGCUCUGCUGGGAGUGUAUAUUUGACUGGGAUGUUUCUUUUUAUUUAUGUUUUUUAAUAUGAACUCGAGCUGGGUGUCAAACAACAGUUAUUCCUUGUUAUCCAUUUGUCACAGGUUUCUGGUGCCUUUCUCACAUUCAGGGGGAAAAACACAUUUAUUAUUUGAAUUCUUACAUCGGUGAUCAAUAUGAUGCUUUUUCACAACAGUUACGAGUCGGAGAAAUGCUCUUUAGAUAGAUGAAUAAAUAAAGAACACUCAGCCCUAAUGAGACAUAUUCCAUGUGUGUUCAUUUCAAAAGGACGGAGACCGUUAUUAAGAGCUUUGGCGUUUUCUCUCUUCUGCUGAAUGAAACGUAAUUCAUCUUUAAAUCUGCGACACGGCCUGAAGUUACAAAAAAAAAAAAAAGUGCAAAUGUUAAUUUAAAGAGCAACUUAAGUCUGUUGAAUGUGAGAAAAGUGUGCAGCUGUAACCAAACCCAGCAGUGAUGUCACAGUCCUGGAGUACACCUGUUCAUCACAGCACGCUGAGAAGUUUAACUAUUAGAAAUCAGCAGAAACGAGACUGGAAGAGGAACUCUGAUGCAUUUAGACUCAAUGGAGCUUUCAGAGUAGAUCGCUCCCUCCACAUUCUGUACAAACUAGUGCUCAUAUUUAGGUGCCUUCAGUCGCCCUCUCUGUAAUCAUUUGCUUCUCCAGGCGUCACUGAUCUACAUCAGUGUGUGAUGAGUCUCUCUGCUCCUGCAGCAUCUCCUUGCUCCCUCAAGGCAUCAUGGGAAACCUCUUCCCCUCAGCGUAGCCUGACGUGACCUUCCGACCUCACAACAUCUGUUGUGAAGAGGAAUCUCCCGUCUCUCGUGACAGAGCUGAUCAGCAAGUAAGUACAUCAACUAAGGUUCGGCAUAAACGUGUUGAAUACAGGGAGCUGUAACCGGGAGUGUUGUCUCCAAAAGUCUCCCGUGAAAAAUACCUGCAGAUAUUUGACACGAGUGCACCUGUGUGCUCCCAUAGUUGGCACAGAAACAAAGACACCUCCGAACAUUAACGCUUCCACUCAGCUGCUGUGUCAAAGAGUUCAAAAUCUGUGAACGAAGAUCAACCAAAUAUUACAGCUAAACAUCCAAGAACAAUACUCGGUACUUCAAACCACAGAUUCAACAUGCCACAAUGGACGCAUGCUUCUUCCCUGCCUUUUACAAUAAAAACACUCAUAAAUACACAGAAGCGAUACUUUAAAAGCUAUUCGGUUGUUUUUUUCACCUAAAAACGUCUCUACUUUUUAGAGAAAUUGUUCUACUGAAAAGGUAGAACAUCAUCUUCUGCAUAUGAAAGAA